GAAGUGGCUGAUGCGAUGGAUGCCACAACAAGUAACUUGGGGAAUGAGCAAAUUGACGAUAACGGCGAUCUGCCCGAAGAAAACCCAAACCCUACAGAAGAAAACCCUAACGGCGAUCUGCCCGAAGAUAAUAAGACAGAGAACAGUUAUAUAUGGGCCCAUGCUAGAAUUUUGGAUUCGAGAGAUCGAGGUCAUAUGUUUUUUUCGCAACCCGACGAAAUACCUACGUGUUCCAUUGUGGUCACACAUGAAAAUGCAACAGUACGAUUAAAAGCAAGAUGUAUAGGUCGUUUUGAAAGGUGGAACAACGUCAUGGAAAUCCCAAUGCGCACCAUUACGGAAGAAGCUGAAAAUGUUUGGGCCGAACCAUCAGCCGAAAUUAUCGAACUUAUCGAGCAAUUCAAGAACGAAACAGUGCUUCAUGAAGAAGAAAUUUGGCCAAUUCAAAGUGAAUAUAUUUUGAAACUUGCGGCAAUUUACAGCAAAAUGCAUCCUGAAUCUACAUAUCCUCAUGUUCACACUUACAGUAAUUUGCUCAACUUUUAUUUUGAAGUGCACGUAUAG
Molecule: messenger RNA, 564 nt
Organism: Gongylonema pulchrum
Lineage: Eukaryota; Metazoa; Nematoda; Chromadorea; Rhabditida; Gongylonematidae
Source: the annotation of a GenBank genome assembly